Messenger RNA from Rattus rattus (black rat), 1942 nucleotides. RefSeq names its product angiopoietin 1 (gene Angpt1). NCBI's taxonomy places the organism in Eukaryota, Metazoa, Chordata, Mammalia, Rodentia, Muridae. The record is from RefSeq and is a predicted model, not a curated record. Gene Ontology annotation, molecular function: receptor tyrosine kinase binding. Gene Ontology annotation, biological process: Tie signaling pathway; angiogenesis. Bases 425 to 1921 code for a protein of 498 amino acids. The transcript is spliced from 9 exons.
GCUGCCUGCUUCCAGCUUGGCUUGGAUGUGCAACCUUAAUAAAACUCACUGAGGUCUGGGAGAAAAUAGCAGAUCUGCUGCAGAUAGGGUAGAGGAAAGGGACUAGAAUAUGUACUCGCAGCUGACUCGGGCAGGCUCCACGCUGAACGGUUACACAGAGAGGAAACAAUAAAUCUAAGCUACUAUUGCAAUAAAUAUCUCAAGUUUUAACGAAGGAAACUAUCAUUACAGUAAUUUUUUUUAAGUAACGCGUUUUAGAACAAAGCUAACAAAUGGCUAGUUUUCUGUGGAUCUUCUUCAAAUGCUUUCUUUAACGGGGAGAGCGUCAAACAAGCAGUUUUACCUGAAAUAAAGAACUAGUUUAAAGGUCAGAAGAGAGGAGCAAGCUUUGCAGGAGGCACGGAAGGCGAGUGCUGGCACUACAAUGACAGUUUUCCUUUCCUUUGCAUUCUUCGCUGCCAUUCUGACUCACAUAGGGUGCAGCAACCAGCGCCGGAGUCCAGAAAACGGAGGGAGAAGAUAUAACCGGAUUCAACAUGGGCAAUGUGCCUACACUUUCAUUCUUCCAGAACACGACGGGAACUGCCGUGAGAGUGCGACAGAGCAGUAUAACACCAACGCUCUGCAAAGGGAUGCUCCACACGUGGAGACGGAUUUCUCUUCCCAGAAACUUCAGCAUCUGGAGCAUGUGAUGGAAAAUUAUACUCAGUGGCUGCAAAAACUUGAGAAUUACAUUGUGGAAAAUAUGAAGUCGGAGAUGGCCCAGAUACAACAGAAUGCGGUUCAAAACCACACGGCCACCAUGCUUGAGAUAGGAACCAGCCUCUUGUCUCAGACUGCAGAGCAGACCCGAAAGCUGACAGAUGUUGAGACCCAGGUACUAAAUCAAACAUCCCGUCUUGAAAUCCAACUGCUGGAGAAUUCAUUAUCAACAUACAAGCUAGAGAAACAGCUUCUCCAACAGACAAAUGAAAUUCUGAAGAUUCAGGAAAAAAACAGUUUAUUAGAGCAUAAAAUCCUAGAAAUGGAGGGAAAACACAAGGAAGAGCUGGAUACCUUGAAGGAGGAGAAAGAAAACCUUCAAGGCUUGGUGACUCGUCAGACAUUCAUCAUCCAGGAAUUGGAGAAGCAACUUAGCAGAGCUACCAACAACAACAGUGUCCUGCAGAAGCAACAACUGGAGCUCAUGGACACGGUCCAUAACCUUGUCAGCCUUUGCACAAAAGAAGGUGUUUUGCUAAAGGGAGGAAAAAGAGAAGAAGAGAAACCAUUUCGAGACUGUGCAGAUGUAUAUCAAGCUGGUUUUAAUAAGAGUGGAAUCUACACUAUUUAUUUUAAUAAUAUGCCAGAACCCAAAAAGGUAUUUUGCAAUAUGGAUGUGAAUGGGGGAGGAUGGACAGUAAUACAACACCGUGAGGAUGGAAGCCUAGAUUUCCAGAGGGGCUGGAAGGAGUAUAAAAUGGGUUUUGGGAAUCCCUCUGGUGAAUAUUGGCUUGGGAACGAGUUCAUUUUUGCAAUAACCAGUCAGAGGCAGUACAUGCUGAGGAUCGAGCUGAUGGACUGGGAAGGGAACCGAGCCUACUCACAGUACGACAGAUUCCACAUAGGAAACGAGAAGCAGAACUACAGGUUAUAUUUAAAGGGUCACACGGGGACAGCAGGCAAACAGAGCAGCUUGAUCUUACACGGUGCUGAUUUCAGCACAAAGGACGCUGAUAACGACAACUGUAUGUGCAAAUGCGCCCUCAUGCUAACAGGAGGUUGGUGGUUUGAUGCCUGUGGCCCUUCAAAUCUAAACGGAAUGUUCUACACUGCGGGGCAAAACCAUGGAAAACUGAAUGGGAUAAAGUGGCACUACUUCAAAGGACCCAGUUACUCCUUACGUUCCACAACCAUGAUGAUCCGGCCCUUGGACUUCUGAAGGCGCUAGGCCAGUAUAACC